AUAUAUAUGUAGAGAGAGAAAGUAUAUAAUAUAAUACAGCUGUGCACAAAAAAUAACCGCAAUUCACUCACUCACACGUGGAGAUCGAAAGCGACGCAUGAAAAUGGCGGAAAGGGAAAUUCAACAGCAAAACCCAAAGGAGCUGCCGGUGCCCUUCGGAAACUUCACGAGCAAGGAGAGCUGGGAUAUCUAUUUCUCCUCACGAGGCGGCGAUGAUUUCUCCGAGUGGUACGCCGAUUGGCCCCAACUCGAGACCUUACUCACCACCCAUCUCCUUUUCCCGUUGUCUGUACUGGCGAACCCUCCCCCGACGCCGCCGCAGCCGGCUGUGAAGGCGGCGGACCUGAAUAUUUUGGUUCCGGCGUGUGGGGACUCGCGGCUGUCGGAGCAUCUGUACGAUUCUGGUUUUACGAGUAUAACGAAUGUGGACUACUCGAAGGCGGUUAUUUCGACCAUGUUGAGGAGGAACGUGGAGGCGCGGCCGCGGAUGAAGUGGCGCGUGAUGGAUAUUACUAGUAUGCAGUUUCCAGGUGAGACCUUUGAUGCUGUCAUUGAUAAGGGAGGAUGGGAUGUUUUGAUGGAUCCCGGGUUUGGUCAAAUACAUCCUAAUCUAUAUAUAACUAAGGUAAAAGAACUCCUAAAGGUUGGAGGAAAAUAUAUUUGUUUCGCAUUGGGGGAAUCUAAAUUGUUAGGUCUGCUAUUUCAAAAGUUUCGGUUUGGGUGGAAAAUGAAUCUUUAUGCCGUUGAUCAGGAACCAUCAUCCAGUAACCUCGAUCAGCAGACCUUUAUGGUUGUCGCUGAGAAAGAUGGUUCAACUUUGAUUUAUCAGAUAACACCAAUCGUGGAUUUUAGUAACUAUCAUGGCAAUCAGGCUCGAGCACUCCUUGAAGCACUUAGAAGAGAAUCGGCUUUUCGCUUUCUUUACAACGGUUCCGCUGAUGAUCUGUUCUAUCCACUUGAAGAUAUUUGGGUACAAGGAAACCUUUCAGAGCUUCAACCUGGCCGUAGGCUACAGCUUACGUUAGGUGACUAUGGAAUAUCCCGUCUCAUGUAUAAAGGCAUACUUCUUGAUGCUCAGCAAGAUUCUGGAUAUUUCUCCAAUCAGUUUCUUGUACUCAUCAUUCCGAAAGUGCGAACUCUUGAGUGGGUUAUGUCAUCAGAGGAAGGACAAUGGGUCUUCGUUCGAGAGUUUAAGGUUGCUCGAUUACUAAUGAUUCUGUUGGAACCCAGACAUUCUUAUUUCCCCAUGGAGGAUAUCCAGAGUGAUCUCUCUCCUCUAGUCAAAAAGUUGGCCCCAGGACAUUGUUAUGUUGGAGUUCAUACUCCUUUUGUGGUUGCAAGUGAUGGGAUUAAGCUGAGAAGGGUGGGGUACCAGGCUACAUCUGGUUUCAAUGGUCCAAUCGCUGUGGAUGAUGUGAUCUUCGAAAAGAUUGAUGAUGCUCUUAGUCGUCACUUUCAAUACAAGGAUUUGAUAAUCCGCCGCUUGAUCAUUCGGGGUUCCGUGCUAGCUGAAGCUGUUUUAACCAGUAAGAAAGGAAAGCAGAAAAUUUAUGAUUCUCACUCUUCUGGGUAUCGUGCAUCCGCUGACAUGGAAGUUUGUCACAACUAUUUGGAUAGCUUACAUCAUAAUGGGAUUAUUUCUGGAUUAAUGUUGAUUUCUUUACAUUUGAAAAGAUCUACCUCAUCUGGGAAAAUGAUCAAAACAGUGGUUAUUGGCCUUGGAGCAGGAUUACUUCCUAUGUUUAUGAAGAAUUGCCUACCUUUUUGUCAAAUUGAGGUCCUUGAGGCAGAUCCUGUUGUUUUGGGCAUUGCUAGAAAUUAUUUUGGUUUAGUAGAAAAUGAUCGCUUAAAGGUACAUAUUACUAAUCCCUUCGAGUUUCUCGAAAAGGCCUCUACGGCAGUUGAUGCAGAAGGGAACCCAUCUUUCAAAUUCGACGUACUUGUAGUUGAUGUGACCUCAAAAAAAGUCGGUGCUGCUUUGAUCUGCCCCACAAAAUGUUUUCUUGUUGAACCUUUUCUUUUGCAAGCAAAAAAAUGGCUUUCUAAAGACGGUUUAUACAUCGUUCAUUUGGUCACUUGUUACUCCGGUGUGAGGCUUCCACUCUAUUCGAGUUUUAAGAAGGUCUUUAGAAAUGUAUUUACGCUCCAGCUUCAAGAUGAUGCGAAUGAAGUAAUAUUUGCACUCAACUCGGAAUCUCCCGUGACAGAGGACCAACUUUCCAGAGCUUGUAACGAACUUGCAACAUCGCUAAAGCUGGGAAAUUAUGAUUGGGGGCAAAGAGUUAUAGAUGCCUCAGAAUUGAUCAAGCCUGUCACAUGAACAUAUACAGAGUAUUAGAAAUCUGAUGCAUUCUUUUUUUUUUUUUUAAAUAAUAUUUGAUUAGGGGCAAUUUUUUUGUCAAUUUUCAAUACAUCACGGAUCGAAAGUGUCUUAAAUAGCAUAAACGAGAAGUGAGAUUAUACGUACAUGCUAACUACAAAAAGGAAAAUAUAAAUCGACAUUACUUCAAAAAACAAACGGUGGAGAAAGUAUGUCCGAUUUUGUGAUGCUA
Messenger RNA from Erythranthe guttata (spotted monkey flower), 2552 nucleotides. RefSeq lists its product as uncharacterized. NCBI's taxonomy places the organism in Eukaryota, Viridiplantae, Streptophyta, Magnoliopsida, Lamiales, Phrymaceae. The record is from RefSeq and is a predicted model, not a curated record.